GGCGGCGGCCCCUGAACCGGCAGGAGCCCGCGGGCAGGAUGGGUCCCGCCCGGAGCAGGUGCUGGCUACCUUUGCCUUUCCCAGCCAAUAGACACUAGCUGGUGCGAUGGAUGAAGUGAUGGAGCUGCGGACGGAUGGGAAUUCCCUGCUAAAGGCGGUGUGGCUAGGCAGACUCCGGCUGGCCAGACUCUUGCUGGAAGGUGGGGCCUACAUCAGUGAAAGCAAUAAGAAGGGAGAGACUGCUCUCAUGGUGGCCUGCCUCACUAAACAUGUGGACCAGCAGAGUACCAGCAAAGGCCGGAUGGUGAAGUACUUGCUGGAUAACAGACCUGAUCCCAACAUCCAGGACAAAUCCGGCAGAACAGCCCUGAUGCACGCAUGCCUCAAAGAAGCCGGGGAAGAGGUCAUUGCUCUGCUGCUGGAGAAUGGAGCAGACCCGAGCCUAGAAGAUCACUCUGAAGCGUCUGCUCUGGUUUAUGCUGUCAACGCAGAUGACAGGGAUGUGCUAAAACAUCUCCUGAAAGCCUGCAAAGCUAAGGGGAAGGAGGUGAUCAUUAUAACUAUGGACAAAUCCUCGGCAGGUGCCAAAGCUACCCAACAAUACCUCCACGUCCUGCCAUCGCCAGAACUGGAGGAAAGGCAGGGCCCGGGCGUGUGCAUGACGCCUUUGGAGAGUGAGCUAAAAGCAUCCACUUCAGGGUCUUCAGGGGCUGCGAAGGAAGAGCCCUUCUCCCGCUUCCAUUCCGCAUGUGUCAGCAGCUGCCAGCCAGCCAAGGCCCUUCACGAGCCCUGGUCUCCUAGCAGGAAAUUCUGCAACCCCAAAAGAGCCCAUUUGCCGCAGCUGAAGAGGCUGCAGUCAGAACCAUGGGGCUUGAUUGCACCUUCUGUUCUAGCCUCCUCCGCCCAUACAGAUGAGGCCAAGAAGGUGUGUACAGAUGAUGAAAUCAUCCUGGACAUCAAUGACUUAUUCCUCUCCAGAAAGGUUUCCUUACCCAGGAACAGCAGCAGUAAGAGCAAAGACCCAUCUCUCUUCCCUUUGGUGGAUGACCAGGCUCUGAAGAUCCCACCAACUUCUGUGCCAGGAUCAAGGAAACCAUCCUAUGAAAAAGCUCAGCCCUUUCCUCAGUGCAUAGCCAGGAGGAGCGCGGUCCCUGCUGAGCCGGAGAACACCAACUCUGCCGGCUCGGGCUCCGCACCCUUCAAAGACACCCUGCACCGGAGAAGGCUGGGCACUGCACAUUACGAUUCGGAUUCACAGCUCUACUGCGAUUCCAGCUCCAUUCUGGCUGAUUCGGGGAAGGUGCCUUUGGAGAGAAAACAGCUCAACAGUUCCCAUUUGGCUUUGUUCAAUGGUUCCCAGGAAUCCCUGGACAGUGCUCCCAGCACUUCUCCAGGGAUGGUUCGCCGUAGGCCACCCAAUUUGCUGGAAAGACGGGGCUCUGGAACUCUCCUGCUCGAUCACAUUUCUCAUACAAGACCAAGGCUUUUGCCUCCUUUGAAUGUAAACCCCAACCCACCAAUUCCCGACAUCAGCUCUAACAGCAAACCGUCUUCCCCGCUCACUGGGGGCUUCAAACCCAUGCUCCCUGCUGCUCCAAGCUCACCGAGAAGGGGUGACUGGCGAGCCAAAAAGAAGCUGCUUCGAAGACACUCGAUGCAGGUUGAGCAGAUGAAACAACUCUCCAAUUUUGAGGAAAUAGUGGCCCAGUAGUCUGCAUUUCAAUGAAUUUUCCAUGAACAUGCACAAAGUCCCUGCUCUCUCAUGUGCCGCACAGUGGGGUCCCUGCAGCUGGCACCCCCUGCUCCAGGAGGGGCAGAGCAAGGGUCUGAUUCCCACAGCCUUGCACCUUUGGGGUCUGGGCACCGGGGCCAAGCCAGGAGCAUUUAACACUCCCGUUGCCCAGCUGUGGAGAUAACACCAGGUACAAACUGGGGAAUCAGCACCAGGUACUAAAAAUGUUUCUCUGCUGCUGCCCCCAGGUCUGGGUUUUUGUUCCCCAGGAUGAAUCUGGUGAAGGGUUGAUUGUAGAGGAACGUAGUGUGAGACACAUGAGACUUCUCCCAAAGGAACAUGAUCACCGUUCCUUCAUUCUCAAUUCUUUGUCCUUAAUCUCUAGCCUUUCCUACCCACACGGAAACGGUCGUGGGAUUGCCAGGGCCCGUGGGGCUGGUGUAUGUCUCAAGCGCCUACAGAAACAAAGCGGAGCUUCCUCUUGCCAGGAGGAGAAAGAGCUGAGCCCCCCGACAUGCUGAAUGUAUUGACAUCUGCCCUGAGCUGGAGAAGGGACACAAUUCUCUCUGCUUCCCAGAAAUUCUAGCACUUUAACAGGCCAGAUAACGGAACAGAUCCAGUCCUGGUGACACUCCAGUGCAACCAACGGGACUGCAUGAGGGAGGAGUUUGGCCCUGCACCUUCAGAGCCCCUGAGGCUGCCAGGCCGUUCCCAUUGCUUGGCGGGAUGUUCUGCUGUGGGCACUGCGUUGCCUGGUGGGGAGGAGGGGGGCAGCAUUUCCCUCUCUAGCUCGUGGGAAGGGCGGGGCCCAGGCCAGGCGUCUUUUCUUGGGGGAGGGGCCCCGGGGUGCGGAGCAGAGCAGGGAUCAUGUAUCGGGCCAGGACUCGUGGUGAAUUCAUCUGUGUGCUCUGCUCAGGGGAGGUGACUGGCCAUUUAAGUAACAUGCUGCUGGCUCUGUUCACAUCCAUGAGGCUCAGAGGAUUCCUACCCUGGGGCCAUCUGACUCCAGCCCCCAAAGGGCCCCCCUGACAGCACACAGCCCUCCUGCCGCUCUUCGUGUGAGAGGCUGUGGGGAGCCCCUCGCUGGGUUCCCAGCCAGCUGCAGGGAGGUGAGUGAGGGGCUACAGGGUCAGCCCCCACCUGCUGCAUCCAUGGUGACAUAUGCAGCAAGGCCCUCACCCUCAGCUUCACUGUGGCUGCACCUGGGGCACAAAGGGGCCUCAAGCCAGUUCAGCCCAACUCCUCUGGUGACAGCACAGCAGCUCCUGAUCUCUCCCUGCUGAACCCAAGCUGCCACAACAGUCCCUUGGGACCACUGGAAGGACCAUAAAUUGGAGCAGCCUUCAGGCUGCUCUAACUCAUGCUGCGGGACCAGCCUGUUC
This is a messenger RNA of Chelonoidis abingdonii (Abingdon island giant tortoise), 3114 nucleotides long. NCBI's taxonomy places the organism in Eukaryota, Metazoa, Chordata, Testudines, Testudinidae. The record is from RefSeq and is a predicted model, not a curated record.